Molecule: messenger RNA, 990 nt
Organism: Adineta steineri
Lineage: Eukaryota; Metazoa; Rotifera; Eurotatoria; Adinetida; Adinetidae
Source: the annotation of a GenBank genome assembly
AUGGUCGCACCAUCAACUCAAUUGCCGCCAUCGACAAAAACAACAACAGGAACACCAGGAACCGUAGCUAAAUGGGAUUCUCGAUUUGCCGGCCACGUUCCCCAUGACGGAUCAUAUUACUCAAAAUGUAUGCUUGCUGGUGUUCUUGCUUGUGGUCUUACACACACAGCUAUUUGCCCACUCGAUGUUACAAAAUGUAAUAUGCAGGUCGCUCCUGAAAAAUAUAAAGGCUUAGUUCAAGGUCUUAGAACAAUUGUUGCUGAAGAAGGAAGUCGAGCUGUAUGGAAAGGUUGGUUACCAACAUUCUUUGGCUAUUCAGCUCAAGGAGCAUUCAAAUAUGGUCUUUAUGAAGUAUUCAAAGAUCAAUAUGCUAAUAUGCUUGGUAAAGAAAAUUUCGAAAAAUAUAAAGGUCUUGUCUGGUGUACUGCAUCAGCAUCAGCUGAACUUGUUGCUGAUCUUGCUUUAUGUCCAUUGGAGAUGGUUAAAGUCAAAGUACAAACAGCACCACAUGGUACAUUUCCAACAAAUUUUGGUCAAGCUUGGUCACAAAUGAAUGCCAAUCGUGCAGAAACUGGCUUUCCAUAUCGAUCUCUCGUACCAUUAUGGUCACGACAAGUUCCUUAUACAGUAGCCAAAUUCUUCUUCUUCGAAAAAGUCGUACAAUUAUUUUAUACUUAUGUGUUCACAAAUCCAAAAGACACAUAUUCAAAAACAACCCAACUUGGUGUUACAUUUGCUUCUGGUUAUACAGCCGGUGUUAUUUGUGCUAUUGUUUCACAUCCUGCUGAUUCACUUGUUUCACUUCUCGGUAAACCGGCCAACAAAGGCAAGAGCUUAGGACAAAUUAUCAACGAAACUGGAUUUACUAAACUUGCCACAAAGGGUCUUGGUACUCGUAUUAUUAUGAUUGGUACAUUGACCGGUCUUCAAUGGUGGAUCUAUGAUACAUUCAAAUCAGUUAUGGGCAUGGGAACAACCGGUGGCAAAUAG